Molecule: messenger RNA, 2913 nt
Organism: Naegleria fowleri
Lineage: Eukaryota; Heterolobosea; Eutetramitea; Acrasida; Naegleriidae
Exons: 2
Coding region: 1-2913 (970 amino acids)
Biological process (GO): endonucleolytic cleavage of tricistronic rRNA transcript (SSU-rRNA, 5.8S rRNA, LSU-rRNA); ribosome biogenesis; maturation of SSU-rRNA from tricistronic rRNA transcript (SSU-rRNA, 5.8S rRNA, LSU-rRNA)
Cellular component (GO): nucleus; preribosome, small subunit precursor
Molecular function (GO): GTPase activity; U3 snoRNA binding; GTP binding
Source: RefSeq, a predicted model, not a curated record
AUGAGCACUCAUCAUCGUUCUUCCUCCGAAUUUCAUCAAGAAAACAAGAAGCACAAAAACCGACACGCCAGUAAAAGACAAUUAAAGAAGGAAAACAAGGGUAGAGUGUCCAACAAUGCUGGUGGUAGUUCGGUAGAUGGAGGGUUGAAAGCCUCUCAAACCAAACACACUCAUCAACAAGGAAAGUCUCAAAGAAAACUCCGAGCAAAACAAUUGAGGGACAACAAGAAGCAACAAAUAUUAUAUAGACAGAGAUUGGGAAAGACUGGAAAUCCUCCGAGAAUUGUUGCUAUCAUGUCUUUGAGUGGUUCAACGACAGGACAAGAGGAUGUACAGAGCGUCUUUUGUGAUAUUAUUGGAAGGUCUGAAGAAUAUGAGAGUGGAAAACUCAAAUUGAACGAACUUGACUUGCAUCAGGUUUACACUGUUCGACUUCAAAAGGAAUUUCAACAAAAGACACUCACUCUCUUCUGUGUCAACCAAAAUAACAUGAGGUCUGUUUUGGAUGCAGCCAAAGUGGCAGACAUUAUGAUAUUUGUGCUUCCUUCACAAAGUGUUGAAGAGACUCAACUCCACGCCACAGCACGUUAUAAUUUAUCCUUAUUGAGAGCACAAGGUUUACCUUCAAGUCUUGUCAUUUUGCAAGGUCUAAAUCAAAUUCCUAACAAGAAACAAAACGACUUCAAAAAUACCGUAAACAGAAUACUGAAAGAUGAAAUUCCUGAUUUUGAAAAGGUUUUUAUCUAUAACAAUAGUAAUUCAACAGAGGCCUCAAUGAUGGAUGACAAUACAACCUCGCUAGAACAGUCAAAGAAUGACAUGAAGCAAAUUUUAUUGAGAGUGAAUACGUUGACACCAAAAACAAUUCACUGGAGAGAAAAUCAUCCUUACAUGCUUGUUGAAAAUUAUGAAUUUGUGAAGAAUUCUCAAGAUAGAGAAUUUUCCGAAGUUCUUGACGAUAAUAACAACAGUACAAAUGGAACAUUGAUUGUCCGUGGGUAUUUGAGAGGUAAAUCAGCAAGUCCAAAUCAACUUUUCCAUAUUGUAAAUUAUGGUACUUAUCAAUUGGACAAGAUUUUAUUAGAAAAAGAGAAUUCACAUGCUCUCACCAAAAAAUCCAAGCCUCAAAAUGAAAAUGCAAUGGAAGAUGACAAGAAAUCAUCGCAAACUCCCGAUAAAAACAUGAACCAUGAACCAAAGGAGUUACUUCCUGAUGCUACUCAAGAAUCACUUCAAACUGCUCUGGAUCCUGAUUUGAUGGAUGGAGAACAAACUCUUCCAACAAAAGAGGACUAUGAAAUGGAAUUGCACAAUCAAAUCAUGGAAAAACAAUCAGGAUAUGUUUAUCAUAAGAAGGUGGUUCCUAAGGGUAUGAACGCUUUGGAGGCUGCUUGGAUUAUGGAUUCUUUGGAAGAUGCCAAAGAGGAUGGUGAAUCAGUCGAAGAUGUCGAUGAUGAUAUGAUCGAUGAAGCCAACCGUGCCGUUAAGGACAUAGAAGAAGAAAAGCGUGUGGAAUUUAAUUUUGACAUUGCCUCUGAAGCACAAACACACAUUGACAAGGUCUUUAAUUUGGAUCAAAUGGACGAAGAUAUGACAGAAGAGGAAAGAAUUAAUGAAAUGCUUCGUGCUAUUAAGGCAAGAAAGGAAAUGAAGAACGAAAUGGAUUAUCCUGAUGAAGUUGAAACACCUUUGGACGUUCCUGCUCGUGUUCGUUUCCAAAAGUACAGAGGCUUAAAAUCUUUCAGAUCUUCACCAUGGGAUCCUGAGGAAAAUUUGCCAUUGGAUUACUCUAGAAUUUUCCGUUUCAAGAACUUUAUUGUGUCACAAAAGGUUGCUCUCGAAGGAUUUGAUCCAGACAACGACUACAACUUGUGGGAAAAUUAUAUUACUCUUCACAUUGCUAAUGUUCCAAUGAGUAUGAUAGAGGUGAUCAAACAAAAGAAGGAGCCACUUAUUGUGUUUGGUUUAUUGAAACACGAGCAAAAGACCAGUGUGGUUCAUUUACUUGUCAAGAGAACCAAUGAAUCAGUGGUGAUAAAACAAGCUGCUGACUAUGAUCCUUCCGAUAACAUUACCAAAAUGAUUGAAUAUCAUCCACAAGAUGGAGACGACGAUGAAGAAGAACCAAUUCCUGGAGCAGAAAUUGAGGAGCAUCCUAUCAAAUCAAAGGAUGAACUCAUCAUUCAAAUUGGUUUCAGAACCUUUAAAUGCAAUCCUAUUUAUUCAGAACACAACCCAAGAAAUGACAAACACAAAUUCGAAAGAUUCUUUGCUCCAUACCGAUUCCUGAUCGCUACUGUUUAUGCUCCUGUCACAUUUAAACCUUCGCCAGUUUUGAUGUUCCGUCGUAACCAAAAAGGACCUCAAUUAACCUUACUAGAUAGCAAUACCAUUGUUGAAACAGCCACUAGUGGAAAUAAUCAUGAACAACCAAACUUGGAAUUUGUUGGACAUGGUACAGUUCACAGUGUGGAUCCAUAUCGAUGCAUCAUCAAGAAGAUUAUUCUCACUGGUCACCCAUACAAGAUACAUAAGAAUCAAGUUGUGGCUCGUUACAUGUUCUUCAACCCUGAAGAUGUUCGUUGGUUUAAGCCUGUUGAAGUCUACACCAAAUAUGGAAGACAUGGUGUCAUCAAAGAAGCAAUUGGUACUCAUGGUUACAUGCGUUGCCUAUUCGAUGAUAAUGUACUUCCAAAGGAUACUAUUUGUAUGAAUUUAUACAAGAGAGUCUUUCCAAAAUGGACCACAGAAAGUUCUUCGCUACUUGCUGCACCUUCACUUUCUGUGCCUCGACCUCUCAAAUCCUCCUCAUCGUCGUCACACGGUCCAAAUUAUCUCAAUGAAGAGGCCCUUAGAAAAUUGGGAGUCAUGAAGAACAGACAUGAAGAGGAAAUUGAAAUGAUCGAAGAAUAA